Oryza brachyantha (malo sina) is the source of this 1395-nucleotide messenger RNA. RefSeq lists its product as uncharacterized. The record is from RefSeq and is a predicted model, not a curated record. Gene Ontology annotation, molecular function: protein binding. The transcript has 2 exons. Lineage: Eukaryota; Viridiplantae; Streptophyta; Magnoliopsida; Poales; Poaceae. The coding region runs from base 101 to 1204 and encodes 367 amino acids.
CCCGCCAACGCACCUCUUCGCGCGUCGCACCGGCGAGCGAACCCGGUGGCCGCCUACGCCUCGCUUAGAUAAAGGUGGCCGGGAGGCUGAUCUGAUCGGCAUGGCGGCAGUGCAGCAGACGAGGGCGGCGGUGACGCGGCUCAGCUUCGGCACGGCGGGGGAGAGGGCGGAGGCCGCGGCGGAGGUCGGGAGGCUGGCGCGGCGUGACGAGCGGACGAAGCGGCUGCUGCCCGAGCUCGGCGUCGUGCCGCCGCUCGUCUCGAUGCUCGCCGCCGGCGACGGGGGAGGCCCCGGCGCGAGGACGGCCGCGGCCGGGGCGCUGCUUGAGCUCGCCAGGGGCGCGCACAGAAACAAGGUGCACAUUGUACAGGCCGGUCUUCUGACGAAGCUGCCAUUGCUCAUGGACGACAAGGAAAUGUCAAGAAGCCAUCAGCUGGCGCUCCUCCUCCUCUCCGUCUCCUCCCUGGCGAACACCGACUUCCCCCUCGCCACCUCCGAGCUCCUCCCCUUCCUCGUCGCCGUCCUCAGCGCCGACGACGCACCGGCCGACACGAAGCUGACAUGCCUGGCCACGCUCCACAACCUCUCAACCAAGCUCGAGCACGUCCGCGACGUGGUCUCCAGCGGCGCGGUGCACGCGCUCCUGGCGCUGUCCCUGGACACGAAGACGUCGGAGCCGGCGCUGUCCGUCCUCGGCGACCUGGCGGCAAGCGCGGCCGGGAGGAAGGCGAUGGAGGAGGACGAGACGGCUCCCAGGGCGCUCGUGGAGGCCAUGACGUGGCACGAGAGCCACCGGUGCCAGGAGCUCGCCGCGUACCUCGCCAUGGUGCUCGCGCACGGCAGCCGGCUGCAGCGGCGGAGGAUGCACCAGCUCGGCGUCGUGCAGGUGCUCCUCGAGGUGUCCCUCCUCGGGACACCCCUCGCGCAGAGGAGGGCGGCCAAGAUCCUGCAGUGGUUCAAGGACGACGGCCAGAGCAGGAUCAGGGCGCACUCCGGCCCGCGCACCACGGAGGGCGCGUCAUGCCAUGGCGGCGACGACGACGGCAACGGCGCCAAGGAUCGCCGGAAUUCCGUGGACAGGAUAGUGAAGCAGAGCCUUGAUAGGAACAUGAAGUCCAUACUGCGCAGAGCCACGGCAUCCGUGGACCUGACGAAUGUGAAGUUGCUAGUUGGGAGCUCCAGCUCCAAGAGCUUGCCUUGUUGAGCUCCAUCCAUGAGAGAGAGCAAAUCUUCAGUUUAGUUUACAAAUUCAGUUUGUGUGAUCUAUGUGAUAUCGGUAGUUUUAUCUUCAGAAUUUAGGGCAAAAGAGUCGGUGUCAGUUGUACAUGGAAUACUCAGACUCCCAGCCACAUUGAGAUCAAGAGAAAUACUUCUGAGAAAGAAAAAAUGUUCCAU